AUGUCUGUGACCGAAUCUGUGUACUUUCGAAGGAUACUUUUCUGUGGUGCACUAAUAGUCAUAAUAUGGAUAACCUGUUUCCUACCGCGAAGGAAAUGGCUUUUUGGAAUGUACAACCUUGCGGUUAUCUUCCUUGGGGGAAACAUCCACUGGAAUGGAGUUAAAUGGAAGCAGCAUGUUCCUAUGAAGGGUUCGUUUGGUUCCCUUCUUGGACUCAAGAGCAACCUUAUAAACUGGAAUAUCACUAUUUGGUUCGACCCAGCAGUGCUCCCGGACAUAAAAGAAAUAUAUAAGUCUGAUGUGCCCUCGGCCAUACCAAUACAAGCUUCUAAUCUAAGCGAUUCGGAUGUAACUUCCAUAAUAAAAUUUAUUCCAAAAGUGAAUAUGUCGGUGUAUACGUUGUAUGGAAUUAACACGUAUAUGGAAUUCAAAGAUUACAAGGACUUCCAUUCGUUAGUAAACAUUUCAAAUUCAGUAAUAACCGUCAGAAGCAGCAACGUCAGCAUUGGAGAUGACAUAAUAGUCGAUAUUGUGUUGUACAACGGCAGAGGAGAGAGGUCUAAAAUGGGAGGUGAUAUACUCCGGGUGUGGCUUCGAGAACCUUCAGUUAAGGCAUCGGUUUCCGGUCAUGUGACUGACCAUGGUGACGGAUCAUACACAGGGGUUGUUAAAGCUAUGUGGGCUGGAAAACCAGAAGUGAUGUUUUCUAUCGCAAAUACAAAGGAACACGUUGGAAUUUUCAUGAAUAUUGUGCAUAAAUAUGGUUUAAUUAUGUUCCUUAAAGCAGGAUUUCGGAAAGGUAAUAGGACGGAGACAACUUUAUGUAGCGUUUUACCAAAUAUUCCUCACGUGACAGAAUACUGUAACUUUACGGCCCAGAUUUACAAUAUGUCUUUUUUCUGUGGAAAACCUUUCACUAUGAGCUGUGAAGAUUGGAUUGUAUAUGAACGAGCACCUCAGUACCCAUGCAGCGAAAAACACAAGUCAUUAUUUUCGAAAUACAAGUAUUUCAAGAAAAGAGUAUCAAGAGUAACUGUCCUAAGUAAUUCUGGUGCUUGGCAAGAACCAAUGGUUUCAUGCAGUGAUAUUAAGAGUGAAGUCACGUGGCAGAUCAGCACCCCGGCCGGGUACUUUUAUAAUGGUAAAUGGCGAUCGUUGCUAUGCAAGACUUUGAUGCCAUGGAAAAGAGAAUCAUAUGCUAAGUGCUUGAAGGAUCGCCCAUUACUAAUGAUAGGAGACUCUACUAUAAGAAAUUGGUUUCAACGUAUAGCAGUGCUACUGAAGUUAACCAUCUUAGUUGGUAAAAAGGAAGUGACGGAUAAAGCAUGGCAAAAAUUUUCCGAGGCUGGAAACAGAAUUAAAUCACUUGGAUUGUAUUGGGCCCCUCACGGAAUUCCGUUCUUCAGCUAUGAACAAAACAAGAACAAUCUGCGAUCUGCUGCCUCUAGAAUAGACGAUUUGCCAGGAAAUAAAAGCGUUAUUCUUGUGUUACAUUGGUUUAGUCACGUGGCAAGAACAAACCCGCAAAAUUACAGGGAACUUCUCCGGAGUGCUAAACAGGCUAUAAUUCGGCUUUUGAAACGUUCCCCUAAUUCAAGUGUUCUCAUCAAAGGUCCCCAUGCUUUCACAUAUUUCAUGUUUUUGGGACCGAUAGAUUACCUUGGAAUGCUUUAUAAACAGAUAUUGUACGAGGAAUUUAAAGAUUUACAAGGAAAAGUGUAUUAUAUUGAUCAGUGGGACGCAACUAUAGGAAAUGAAAACAUAAACAACCAUCCCGAAUACCCAUCAUAUAAUCCUAUGAUGAUCAAUUUACUAUUUUCGUUCAUCUGUGAAUAA
Molecule: messenger RNA, 1836 nt
Organism: Ylistrum balloti
Lineage: Eukaryota; Metazoa; Mollusca; Bivalvia; Pectinida; Pectinidae
Product: NXPE family member 3-like
Exons: 5
Coding region: 1-1836 (611 amino acids)
Source: RefSeq, a predicted model, not a curated record